CUUUUCAGCUCUUGUAAGAUCGUCGGACACAAACGACAGGUAUUACAGACGCUCCGGGUGCACUCACUAUAGCUCGAUGGCUGUAAAUCCGGCUAGGAAACUUCAAAACGAUCCUCCUAAUUACCUGAAUGUAGAGAAGCCAAAGAAAAUCUCUCCAUCGCCUGCCCGAGAUGUUCAGUACAGAGGAGCGUUCAGGCUGGCUGGAGUGUGCAUCGGUCUGAUGUGCAUCGUGCAGGGAACUCUCAACGUCGUCCUGAGGCUGUACUUUACGUCUCAGGUGGAUAUGGAGCUGUUAGCGAUGAACUGUAGUAAUCACACACUGUCUACAGACGCAGAGCACCUCCAGAGCAGGUACAAUAACCUUGUUGAGGAGAACCGCCGGUUACAGACCAAGAACAUCGAGCUGGGUGAAGUGAGAGAUCAGCUACGGAAUGAGAGAAAUGAACUCCAGAACAGACUUUCCAGCAUCGUUACGGAUAUCGGAACGCCGGGGUGGACCUCCUUCAGGUCCAGUCUUUACUACAGGUCUACUGAGGAGAAGAGCUGGACUCAGAGCAGACAGGACUGCAGAGGCAGAGGAGCAGACCUGGUGAUCAUAAAAAGCAGAGAAGAACAGGAUUUCAUUGAGAUGCUAAGAAGAGGAAAGAGUGCUUGGAUUGGUUUGAGUGACCGAGACACAGAGGCCGUGUGGAAAUGGGAGGACGGUACACCACUGACCACUGUCUUCUGGUGGAGUCGGGAGCCCAAUAAUAAUCAAGGAGACGAGGACUGUGUUAUGACUGGUUACGAUCCAGGAGACGGAAGAGAAGUAACAGAUAUCUUAAACACAUGGAAUGAUAAUUCAUGUUCUGUGAGUUUAUCUUGGAUAUGUGAGAAAGCAAUUUCCAUUUAAGUCUCGGCGAGGGGGAGGGUUUUAGAUGUGAACGUGGAGCUCGUUGAGAAGCGCACAAACACGAUGCAAAUACUUUCUCUUGGUAGCGUACGUCUUUAGCUACCAUCUGCAUAUUAGUACACAUUUUCAUGAGCGCUGUCAUGACAUUUUCUUCUAUUUUCUGCAGUUGACUCCUUUUGUACACAUCUGAUGCUGUAUGCUAGACAUGUCACUGUACUUCUGAAUUCUUGCUUCAAAAUAAAUGCAAUUUAUGGCUUA
Molecule: messenger RNA, 1150 nt
Organism: Ictalurus punctatus (channel catfish)
Lineage: Eukaryota; Metazoa; Chordata; Actinopteri; Siluriformes; Ictaluridae
Product: CD209 antigen-like protein D
Exons: 6
Coding region: 77-892 (271 amino acids)
Source: RefSeq, a predicted model, not a curated record